Molecule: messenger RNA, 652 nt
Organism: Perkinsus marinus ATCC 50983
Lineage: Eukaryota; Perkinsozoa; Perkinsida; Perkinsidae
Exons: 1
Source: RefSeq, a predicted model, not a curated record
AUGACUGAGUCCAGUUCGUCCUCGACGCCUACGGAAAUGAGCCCGCACGGUCCCCCACCAGACCGAGAGCUCUUCGCCAGCGUAUUGGCUCGUCGACAGAGGCCUCGCAUACUGCCCAUCCUAUCGGCUAGUUGCAGCUGUGGUGGUGCAGUGAGCCUCCUGCUCGGCCCCCGGUCGAAGACUGCAAUUCUCGAUGUCCUUGUCAUGACUGUUCGACGGUGGACCUCCAACUCGGGUAAGGUGUGCAUCUUCGACAGUUCCCUGGUGUUUGCCAUGCCCGAAGUCACUACUGAUGUUUCCAUCUACACAACGCCCUCUGCAGCGUCACUCCUCGCGGCGCUUCGUGACUUCCACAGUCAACAUCUCAAACGACCAACGACCACAGUUACAAUAGGCUGGAUGGUCAUCCUUGUAGACUGGACUUCUCUCAAAGUUGAGUUCGAGCCCUUGGGGGUCCUCAACCUGGCCCUGCGGUAUCUCGAUCAGCUAGCCCAGAGCUACGACUUCCCCCUGGUCUUCACUGGCUUGCCCAUGACUCUAAACGGGUGGAUCAUAUCGGAUAUAAAGUACCCCGAUCCCCGACCUUGGGUGGUUCCUGGACCUGCCGUUCGACAGUGUUUGGCACAGGGCCGACUAUGGCUAAGGCCGGCCU